This is a messenger RNA of Papilio xuthus (Asian swallowtail), 997 nucleotides long. RefSeq names its product pancreatic lipase-related protein 2. The transcript has 6 exons. Gene Ontology annotation, molecular function: serine hydrolase activity; lipase activity. The coding region runs from base 32 to 916 and encodes 294 amino acids. The record is from RefSeq and is a predicted model, not a curated record. Gene Ontology annotation, biological process: lipid catabolic process. NCBI's taxonomy places the organism in Eukaryota, Metazoa, Arthropoda, Insecta, Lepidoptera, Papilionidae.
CCGGACUUGACAAACAGAAAGUGUGGACAAGAUGUUUAAAGCGCUGUUUCUUUUCGCAGUAUACGUACACACCGCAACAGCGAACGAACAACGGAGCGGUAGCGCGAACCGCUAUUUUGUUUAUACAAGAGGAAAUUUUAACGAUCCAAGAGAAAUAAUCGUGAACGAUCUUACAACAAUUACUGAAUCUGGAGUUGAAUUAACUCGGGACACAGUCGUCAUUGUACACGGUCACAAAAGUACAGCGUUCAAUUCCUUAAACCCUACAGUCAAGAACGCAUAUUUACAAAACUUUGAUGUUAACGUGAUCGUGGUGGAUUGGUCGGCGGUGGCUCGAUUGGACUAUAAAUUGUCGGUGGCUAGUGUCCCCAGCGUGGGUGCGGCGGUUGGAGAUUUAAUCAGCUUGUUGCUGGACGCCAACAGAGUUGAUCUCCGUAGGAUACAUCUUGUAGGAUUCAAUUUGGGUGCACACGUCGUUGGUUUCGCUGGAAGGAGAUUGCAAGGACGAGUUGCGAGAAUUACUGGUCUAGACCCGUCUGCAAAACAAUGGGACAAUAAUUCGGGACGUUUAUCUGCAAGCGACGCACAAUACGUUGAAGUAAUUCAUACCGAUAGCGAGGGACUUUUCUCGAAUGGUCUUAGAGAUGCAAUCGGUGAUGUAGACUUCUACCCGAACGGUGGCAGCAAGCAGCCAGGCUGUGGUCUGUCGAACUCAUGUAGUCACAACCGCGCCUGGGAGUUAUUCGCGGCAACGUUACGUGAGGACAACGAGCUAUCUGGAAAUAGCUGCUCAACUUUCAUACAGUUGUCAUGGAACAGAUGUAACGGUGAUCCUCUCGUGAUGGGUGACCACCAGUUUUCAAAACCAGGGAGCGGUAUUUACAGAGUCAAUACCCGCAGCAGCGCACCUUUUUAAUCGAUACGGAAAUGAAACAAGUUCAAGAGACUCAAAUUAAUCAAACCCUAUUCGUAUAAAAUUUUCUUAAGACUUUCUUAA